ACCUGCAUAUGCAAAAUAUCAAAAUAUCACGCCAAGACAGCCGGGGUUGUGAUAAGCACCUUGCUUCUCGCUCCCUAAUUCGUCAAUGAGCAAGGUUUGCUUAAUCUUGAAAUCAUUGUACAUAAACUUGGGCUAAGUCGAUAUAAGCUCUUAUCUAUCCAACUCUGGACAUACCUAACCUAGGCACAUAAUCAGCAUGUAGGUUAGACGAAUAAGAAAGCAAACGACCAGGCAGUCAGUCAGCUAGUCAGUGAGGGCAUUUACGCCCAAGUUUUUGACUAUCUCAAUGUGCCUAUAAAGAAAUGGAUUUCUUGGCGAUUCGACAGCGUGGCCAAGCCAUCCAGGAGAAGACUCGAGCUCGGUUGACGGAUAGGCAUAGCUGGAAAUUGCCUAAGCAGACCAGCAGUAUUGCGCCACCGCACGUCUGGACGAAUGCUGAUCAAGACCCUGUGCCGGAGGAUCAACGGACUUGGACGAAGUGGGCGUUCAUCGGCUACUGGUACUCGGACCUGGUUACAAUCUCAACAUGGACGGCCGCCAGUGCCAUAAUGACGACGGGCUUGACGGCGACCGAUGCGGUUCUGAUUGUCUUUGUUGCGGCUAUAUGUAACGCAAUACCAACCGUGCUCAACGGCGCCAUCGGCGCGGACCUGCACAUCCCCUUCCCGAUCGCCUGCCGCGCCAGCUACGGGUACUGGCUCAGCUACUUCUGCGUCGCCACGCGCGCCGUCCUCGCGCUCUUCUGGUUCGGCGUCCAGAGCGCCAACGGCGGCACCUGCGUCACCGCCAUCCUGACGUCCAUCUGGCCCAGCUACGCCCGCCUUCCCAACGCCCUGCCAAGGUCCGCGGGGACCACGAGCCAGGGCUUGCUGAGCUACUUUGUCUACUGGUGCAUACAGUUCCCGCUGCUGCUGAUCCCGUCGCACAGGCUGCAGUACCUGUUCUGGACGAAGACGGCGCUGGUCACGCCGAUGGCGCUGGCGAUGGUUGUUUGGAUCACGGUGAGGGCUGGGGGGCAGGGGGACUUUUUUUAUGCGCCGGCGACGGUGUCCGGGUCGGCGAGGGCGUGGCUUUGGUUGUCUAAUCUUACAAGCGUAACAGGCGGCUACUCGACCCUCGCCGUCAACAUCCCCGACUUCUCCCGCUUCUCCCGCACCCGCGGCGCCCAGCUCUGGCAGCUGCCCUUCAUCCCCCUGUUCAAGACCCUCGUCGGCAUCUGCGGCAUCGUCUCCGCGAGCGCCUCGGCACAGGUCUACGGCGCCACCUACUGGUCGCCCCUCGAGAUCAUCGCAGCGUGGCAAUCCCCGCCCACCCCCGGCGGUCGCGCGGCAGCCUUCUUCGCCGCGAGCCUGUGGCUCCUCGCGCAGAUCUCCGUCAACGUCAGCGCGAACGCGGUCUCGUUCGCCAACGACGCGGCGUCGCUCGCGCCGAAGUGGCUCAGCAUCCGGCGGGGCGUCGUGCUGGUCGCCCUGCUCGGCGGCUGGGCCCUGUGUCCGUGGAUCAUCGUGUCGUCCGCGGCGAGCUUCCUGGCCUUCAUGAGCGCGUACGCGAUCUUCAUGGCGCCCAUCGCCGGGGUCCUCGUGUGCGACUACUGGGUCGUCAAGCGCAGGCGGUACGACGUGCCGGCGCUGUAUGACCCGGGCGGGAUAUACAGCUAUCGCGGCGGGUUUGGGGGCAGAGCUGUGGGAGUUAACUGGCGCGCCCUCGUCACGACGCUCGCGGUCAUCGUGCCCCUGCUGCCGGCGCUCGCGCAGAAGGUGGCGCCGCAAAGUGUGCGCAUUGGUCAGGGCUUGGUCAACCUGUUUGCGUUCAAUUGGCUGUAUGGGUUUUUUGUCUCCUUCGUCUUGUACUACGCGCUCAACUACUUUUUCCCGGAUCGGGAUACCCUGAUCCCGUGUGUGGUUUUGGGAGACCGGGGGGCGGUUCUGCAGGCGGCGGGGGCGGACGAUGAUGAUGAUGUAGAGAGUGGUGGUGGCGGUGAUGGUGGCGGUGAUGGUGGUGGUGAUGUGGAAAGGGGGAUUGCACAGAAUGAAAAGAAAGAAGAGGAGAGCGUUAAGAAGGCUAAGGUUAUGGAAGAAGUGUAACGGGACACUUAUAUCUACCUACGUAGGCACUUGAUACCUAGGCGAUGAGUCUUUGAGCUAGAAUGAUGGAGUCGACGAUUAUAUUCUAUGAUUCUAACGAGUCUAUCUGAACAUAAGAGG
Molecule: messenger RNA, 2204 nt
Organism: Hypoxylon fragiforme
Lineage: Eukaryota; Fungi; Ascomycota; Sordariomycetes; Xylariales; Hypoxylaceae
Product: uracil permease
Exons: 4
Coding region: 303-2084 (593 amino acids)
Biological process (GO): transmembrane transport; nucleobase transport
Cellular component (GO): plasma membrane
Molecular function (GO): nucleobase transmembrane transporter activity
Source: RefSeq, a predicted model, not a curated record